Olea europaea var. sylvestris is the source of this 1924-nucleotide messenger RNA. RefSeq lists its product as uncharacterized. Lineage: Eukaryota; Viridiplantae; Streptophyta; Magnoliopsida; Lamiales; Oleaceae. Gene Ontology annotation, biological process: regulation of transcription by RNA polymerase II. Gene Ontology annotation, cellular component: SAGA complex. The coding region runs from base 231 to 1307 and encodes 358 amino acids. The record is from RefSeq and is a predicted model, not a curated record. The transcript is spliced from 2 exons. Gene Ontology annotation, molecular function: transcription coactivator activity.
UUGAGAAGAAGCUUCCAAAUGCCAACGUUUUACUGUUCCCUCACUCACUCUUUUUCCUCGCUCUCUCUCUAAGAACAUACCGGAGGUUCGAACGACGAUUAAUUCUGCAUUUAAUUUUAAUCAAAACUUAAUUUCAGUGUGGUGCGACCAAUUAGUGUUUACUAUAUCAGCAAAGAUGAUUUUUUUAAUAAAAGGUUUUACAUGUAUUUGAGGGAUCAAGUAUUAUAUUCAUGGUAAUAAUGAAUUUGGGAGCCAGAAUGUCAGGAGAUAGGCAUUGCCCCCGAAUUAACAUUUAUGGGCUAAAAGUUCGUAUAGAACGAAAGCUCGGUGGACAAAAGGCUGGAAAGUAUUUUGAUCUGUUGAAUAGAUAUUUAAGUCUUAAGCUUAGUAAAUCAGCGUUCAAUAAGCUCUGUAUUGGGUUGUUGGGGCGAGAGGAUAUCGUUCUUCACAAUGGGCUAAUUCAAGCAAUUAUCAAGAAUGCAUGUGUUGCCAAUAUUCCUCCACCAAAGUAUGGCAAAUCGGAAGCUUCAUUGAAUGUGAUAUGGCCUAAUGCCUACCAAAGAAGUAGUCUUCAGUCAUUCUGUAGAGAUGUGUUUCCUCGCUCUCUGAGGAAGGGACGGACUGAUACCCUUCGUCAUCGCAAGUUCAGGGACAGACUGAACCCUCUCAGGCCUCAUGGGAAGGCCCAUAAUGUGGCUACUGAAAAUUCAGUACCAAAGGUUCAAGAACAGCAGAGUAGCAAGUCUCCUGUUGAAAUCACGUCUGUGGAAGAUGUCGAAGACGUAGAACAGGCUGCAGGAAGUCCAGGCAUUUAUAGAAGAAGCCCGGUUAAAGCUCCUCUUGGUGUCUCGCUAAAUGCAAUGAGGAAGAUGCUCUGCCAUGGAGCAGCACCAUUCGUUUAUAUGGACACUUGUUUUAAUAAUGGUGAGCUUCCUGAUACCAGUUCAUUAAAGAAGCGGUUAGAACGAAAAUUGGACAUGGAGGGUUUGAAGCUCUCAACAAGUUGUGUGCACUUGUUAAACAAUGGGCUCAAUAUUUUUAUGAAGAGAUUAGUAGAACCCUGUCUCCAUUUAGCUGCUUCAAGAUCAGAAUGCACACUUCAUAAUCAAGUUUAUCAUCAAACCAAAUCCAUCGUAAAUGGGAUUAGGCCCAUGUCAUACAUAGAGAACUCGGAGAGAUUGUUCUUCGUGUCAAUGUUAGAUUUUCAAGUUGCAAUGGAGUCGAAUCCCAGGAUAAUUGGAGCAGAUUGGCCAGUGCUACUUGAGGAAGUUUCCCUGCAUGCAUCAAAGGUUCAUACAGCAGAAUAGCCUGUGAAUUUGAUGUUACGAGACUUUCAAGUUCAUCUCAAAGUGAUAAACAGAUCUCAUGACUCUAGAAAGCCCUUUCUAACCGUGAUGUUGACAUUAUCAUACCAUCAAAGAUAUAGCAACGACUUGGUUUAGAGUUUCAGAAAAUUUUGGGUCAAGUUGGUUAGUUUGUAUAUACAUCUCAGAGCUGAUUAUUUUCUAAAAAGGGACUCUUUACCUCAUAAUGUACAUCAGUGGCCUUCUUCAACUAACAUUAUAUUUCGUUCCUCUUAUUGAUUUUCUGUUCGUCAAUGGAGGUUGUUUCAAGUAUCUGCACUAUCUGUUUAAACCCUAAUUCCGUUCUCCAGCCUCCCAAAAUUCCCACCACCCGAAUAAAAGGAAUGUAAAAGAAGCAAAAACAGAAAAAGGAAAAGAAUGGAGAAACAGUAGCUUCAAUAGAUCUCAGUAGUCUCUGGUAAUUCUACUAUGCUUUUGCUUCUCAAAUGCAUGGAAUUGGCCAAGUGCAGUGUUUCUAGCAUACAUUGUUCCAAAAGAAGCAUAUUGGAUUUCACAAUUCACAUUUUCAUGCUUCGAUCUUGCAUCUUGUCUAUGAGUAAAAGAACUGAAUGGGGAAGAGA